GCAAGGCUUGAACAGAGCAGACUUCUUUUUUACCUCCAAAUUGUGAGAAUGGCGGCUUUAGCUAAUUGGUCUGUGGAGAGAUGCUUGAUGUUGAUUUCUCUGUGGGAGAAAUACCCGUGGAUGUAUGAUCCAGCUCAUCCUGAUUAUCUGGACCGGAAUAAGACCAAGAAUGCCUUAACAGAAAUUGCUCAUGCUCUGGGCGAUGAUUUAACAGAAAACGAUGUGAGGCUGAAAAUGCGCUCACUUAGAACGUCUCUUCUGCAACAGAUAGUAUCAUAUAAUUCCCGAUAUAAAAGCGGUGCGAACGAAAAUGAUGUGGCAGAGCCAGCAUGGAUCUAUUGGAAAGAGCUCUGUUUUUUGAGACCUUUUAUAAAAACACGAAAAGGUCCAGAUAACUUGAGUUUGACAUCAACAACCACCUCGCAGUCUCCAGAAGAGGAGAAAGGAGAUUUGAAGGCUCUCCUCACUUCUAUUGGUGCCAUCACAGAAGAAACAGCUGAAGCAGUUGCUGCCUCACCCAGAGUUUACCAAGAAACACCAUCACCAAAGGCACCAGACCUUGCAAAAAAGAAGAGGUCAGACACCCCCAGUCCAGCUCAACAGGCUGUGGAGAUUCUAAAAGAUAUGCAAACGGCAAGUGAGGAGCGAAGAAAGAAAGCAACUUAUAAUGAGCUGUUUUUUCAAAUGGUAGCUCGGGCAAUGGAAGACUUUCCUAAAGACAUUCAGCAUCAAUUACAAUUUGAUAUAUUUAAAAUGAUACAUGAGACAAGAGUAAAGUUGUUGAAUACAAAGUGAUUAGGAAAAAUAAACCACAAGUGUCCCACAUUAGCCAUCAUUUAUUGUU
This is a messenger RNA of Pomacea canaliculata, 844 nucleotides long. RefSeq lists its product as uncharacterized. The transcript is spliced from 3 exons. Lineage: Eukaryota; Metazoa; Mollusca; Gastropoda; Architaenioglossa; Ampullariidae. The record is from RefSeq and is a predicted model, not a curated record. The coding region runs from base 49 to 795 and encodes 248 amino acids.